Molecule: messenger RNA, 7938 nt
Organism: Acanthochromis polyacanthus (spiny chromis)
Lineage: Eukaryota; Metazoa; Chordata; Actinopteri; Pomacentridae
Gene: mylkb
Product: myosin light chain kinase b
Biological process (GO): protein phosphorylation
Molecular function (GO): ATP binding; protein kinase activity; protein binding
Source: RefSeq, a predicted model, not a curated record
CAGAGCAGAACCACAGUAGAACCAGAGGAGAACCAGAGCAGAACCACAGUAGAACCAGAGGAGAACCAGAGCAGAACCAGAUCUCCAGAGGUGUCAUCUCGUCCUACAGCUGUUUCUCAGGAUGAGUGACGUCCGCUUGGCUGCAGCUUCCUCCAUCGUCUCCAAGGUAACAGGAUGCAGUUCCCACGGAUACGAGCCUCCAGCCUUCGUCUUGCCUCCUCGGAACGUCCGGGUUCUUCUGGGAGGAGACGCCCGUCUGGAGGGGAAGGUACGAGGUCAUCCUGAGCCACAGGUCACAUGGUACAGAGGAGGGAGGGCUGUGAUUGGUGGAGAGCACUGCCUGGUAGAACAAGGUGGGCGGGGCACUUUCAGCCUGGUGGUGGGCGGAGUCACAGAGGAGGACGUGGGCAGGUACACCUGUCAGGCAACCAAUCAGGCGGGUAGACGUCAGGUUACUGUGGAGAUCCUUCUGGAUGAGACUUCUGGGAACAGAUUCCUCCCGCCAUCCUGCAUGAGAACAGGACCGAGCAUCUGGAGCCAGAGUCCACCGAGGUUCAUCACCAAACCCAGCCGAGUGGUGGCCAAACUGGGACAGAGCGGGAAGUUCACCACCAAAACCACAGGACGCCCCCAGCCCCGGGUCACAUGGUACAAGGAGGAGGAGGAGCUUCAGCCAGGUGGGCGGGUCAGCAUCUAUGAGCGUUCCGGCCUCCACUUCCUGGAGAUACAGGAAGUGUGCGCAGAUGACACAGGAAGUUACAGGUGUUCAGUCACCAACGGCGCCGGAUCAGCGACCGCCACCGCCGAGCUCAGCAUCCAGGGUGGUCCUGACUCUGCAUCCUCCAGGUCUGUGGACCCUCCUGAGGACCCUCAGACCAGAACCAGGAGCCCAGCAGUAGACAGAGCAGCUCCCAGUGCUCCCAGUACUCCCAGACCUCCAGUACAGCUCCCCCUGCUGGCUGAGAGCAGAACUGCAGCUGCUCAGGUGCAACCAGUCGGUCCUGAUCCAGUUCAGACCGGUUCAGUCCAACAGCAGGUGUCUGGUUCAGGCAGUAGCAGGGCCUUGAGGAGGUCCACACCGAGGUCCAUCCUGUGGUUCAAGGCCGUUCCUCUGGACCAGGAGACCACAGAGGGGACCCAGGUCACCUUCACCUGCCAAGUGUCCUCUGAUGCUGUUGCCGUGGUUACCUGGCUGAGGGGCAGGGACCAGGUGAGGACAGGGCAGCAGAGACGGGACGGCAGCCGUCUUACUCUCACCAUGGAGAGAGUGAGACAGGUAGAUGAGGGGACCUACAGGUGUGAGCUGACCACCACUGAUGGACUGACCAUUACCUCGUCAACGUGGAGGCUCCGAGUCCACAGCCGACAGCAGGUCAGGCGGUCGGAGGUCAGAACUUUGUGUGAAGCUCCUCGAUUCAUCAGCUGCCUCACAGACCUGAAGGUGAUGGACGGCAGCAGAGUUGCCAUGACGGUGGAGCUCAGCGGUCACCCUCCUCCAGAUGUGAUGUGGCUUCAUGAUGGGCAGGAGGUGAAGGAGUCGGAGGACUUCCAGUUGCUGAGGGAGGAGACCCGCUGCACUCUGCUGAUCCAGGAGGUUUUCCCCGAGGACACUGGUACCUACAGCUGCCGGGCCUGGAACCGCUACGGGGAGGACCAGACCAAGGCCCGGCUCACUGUGGAGGAGGCUCAGGAUGGCGUCCAGCCCUGGUUCAUCACCAAACCCAAAGCUGUGAGCGCCAUCGUGGGUCAACACGUCCUCCUGUCCUGCGCCAUCGCCGGAGACCCGUUUCCUCAGUACACCUGGACCAGAAUGGACCGGAGCCCACCCCUGACCUCCGGAGAAGACUUUGAGCUGCUGCAGAAGGAAGAUGUGGUCUCUCUGCUGAUCAGACGGGUGAAGCAGUACCACGCUGGAGAAUACCUGAUCAGCCUGAGGAACAGUGUUGGAAGAUGCAGCGCUGUGGCCCAUCUGGCUGUCUCUGCAGCACACAGCCCUACGGGAGGAGGAGAGGAGCACUCAGCCACCAGCAGAUCUGUAGGUCAGCAGGAGGCCCACCAGGAUCCCUGUGAGGAGAAGGAGGACCAGGACUCUGCUGCUCCCCGAGGCCUCCUGAGACGCUGCGUGGAAACCAUAGAGCGAGGCGAGGAGGAGCUGCGACAGAGGGAGGCGCAGCAGCUGGACUUCCGCUCGCUGCUGGGACGCCGAGCUUGUCAGAACCUCCAGCAGGCAGAGGAGCAGCAGCUCAUGGAUUUUAAGGCCAACUUGAAGGGGGUGAAGCCCAAGGCGGAGGAGAAGACCAGCUCCUCGCAGCAGGUCGACUUCCGCAGCGUGUUGGGGAAGAAGGGCGCCGCCGGCAGCAACGGCAACAAGCCGGCCGAGACGCCUGGGAAGAACGCUGCUGACUUCCGCUCCGUCCUCACCAACAAGAAGAAGCCCGGCGGCCCGGAGAAGAACGGCGAGAAGGUGAACAACAACUGCGUGGAUGGAGGAAUUAAUGAGAAGAAGAACGCCGCGGGAGGAGGGCCGGCGCCGGAGUUCAUGGAGAAGCUGAGCGAUGUGACGGUGCUGGACGGACAGCGGCUGCAGCUGCAGUGUCGCCUCGCCAACGCAGACGCCAACGUCUCCUGGACGCUGGACGGGAAGAUCAUCAAGCCCUCCAAGUUCAUCGUGCUCGCCAGCGAAGGCGGCCUGUGUUCUCUGACCAUCGAUAAAGCUCUACCUGAGGAUGAAGGCCAGUACAAAUGCAGAGCUGAGAACUCAUCAGGAAGAGCUGAGUGUUCCUGUAUGGUUCUAGUAGACGAUCCAGCAGAAAACUCUCCGGCAGACAAAAAGUCCAAGAAGGCGACUCCCACCUCAGAGAGUGAAGCCAGAAUAAAGAAGCCCACGGCCAAGACUCCACCCAAACAAGCUCUGCCUCCUCAGAUCCUACAGUUCCCAGAGGACAUGAAGAUCCUGGCGGGAGAGAAGGUGGAGAUCCUCUGCAAGUUCUCUGGAGCUCCACCCAUCAACUGCACCUGGCUGAAGUUCAGGAAACCAAUCCAGGACUCCGCUGAUAUCUCCAUCUCCAGCAGUGACAGCAGCAGUAAACUGACCAUCAGCAGUGGGCAGCAGGAACACUGUGGCUGCUACACCAUAGAGCUGAGGAACAGCUUCGGCCUGAGACAAGCUGCUCUGAACCUCACCAUCGUCGAUAAGCCCGACCCCCCGGCUAAGGUCCCUGCAGCCUCAGACAUCCGGCGGUCCAGCCUGACCCUGUCCUGGUACGGUCCGACCUACGAUGGAGGCAGCGCCGUCCAGUCAUACCAGCUGGAGAUCUGGGACUCUGUGGAGCAGCAGUGGAAACACCUGGUGUCUUGUAACAGCACCUCCUACAACGUACAGAACCUCCUUCCAGAGCGACAGUACAAGUUCAGAAUCCGAGCAGAGAACAUCUACGGAGUCGGAGAACCAAGCGCCGAGUCGGAGCCGGUGACCGUCGGCCUGGUGGACGAUGACGAGAACCAGGAGGAGGUGGAGGAGGAGGAUGACGACUCUGAGAAGGAGCCAGACUACAGAGACGUGACCAUCAGAACAGACAUGAAGGUGAAGGAGCUGUACGACGUGGAGGAGAGGCUGGGAACGGGGAAGUUUGGUCAGGUCUUCAAGCUGGUGGAGAAGGCAACGAAGAAGGUCUGGGCAGGGAAGUUCAUCAAGGCCUACUCAGUCAAGGAGAAGGAGAACGUCCGGCAGGAGAUCGGCAUCAUGAACAGCCUCCACCACCCUAAGCUGGUCCAGUGCAUCGACGCCUUCGAGGGCAAGUCGGACAUCGUCAUGGUCCUGGAGAUGAUCUCAGGUGGAGAACUGUUUGAGCGGAUCAUUGAUGAGGACUUUGAGCUGACGGAGCGGGAGGUGAUCAAAUACAUGCUGCAGAUCAUCGAUGGAGUGAGCUUUAUCCACAAACAGGGCAUCGUCCACCUGGACCUCAAACCAGAGAACAUCAUGUGUGUCAACAAGAACGGCAGCAAGAUCAAACUCAUCGACUUCGGCCUCGCCAGACGACUAGAAAACGCAGGAACUCUGAAGGUUCUGUUUGGAACUCCAGAGUUUGUAGCGCCAGAGGUGAUCAACUAUGAAGCCAUCAGUUACCCCACAGACAUGUGGAGUAUAGGAGUCAUCUGUUAUAUACUGCUGAGUGGUCUGUCUCCUUUCAUGGGAGACAACGAUAACGAGACGCUGUCCAACGUCACCUCGGCUACCUGGGACUUUGAGGAUGAGGCCUUCGAUGAGAUCUCUGAUACGGCCAAAGACUUCAUCACCAACCUACUGAAGAAAGACAUGAAGGCCAGACUCACCUGUGCUCAGUGUUUCGAACACACCUGGCUGAAGCAGGACACCAACACCAUGACGGCCAAGAAGCUCUCCAAGGAGAGGAUGAAGAAGUACAUCCUGAGGAGGAAGUGGCAGAAAACGGGUCACGCUGUUCGGGCCAUCGGCAGACUGUCAUCCAUGGCCAUGAUGGCCGGAGUCAGCGCCAAGAAGGGAUCACCCACCGAAGAGGAUAACCAGUUCCUGGAGUGUCUGGAGUACGAGCAGAAGACGGAGAGCAAACCGACCUUCAGCUCCGUCAUCAAGGACGUGGAGGUGGUGGAGGGCAGCGCUGCUCGUUUCGACUGCAAGAUAGAAGGUUACCCCGACCCAGAGGUGGUCUGGUACAAAGAUGACCAUCCCAUCAAAGAGACCCGACACUUCCAGAUCGACUACGACGAGGAAGGAAACUGCAGUCUGGUCAUUUCAGAGGUUUCAGGUGACGAUGAUGCCAAGUACACGGUGAAGGCGGUGAACAGUCUGGGGGAGGCGACCUGCACCGCUGAGCUGCUGGUGAGGAUGGCUGGAGAGGAAGAGGAGGAGGAGGAGGAGUGAAGCACAGGCUGGACUCCCACAGGAGGAGGAGUUAGCACCUCCACAACCAGCAGGGAUUGGAGGAGCAGGGGAGCGGAGUUUAACACACCUGUUGAGGUGGAGGCUUUCUCCAUGUUUAUCUGAAACAUUAAAGAUCAAUGAAUGAUCCAGAUUCAAAUUAAAUCAUCUUUAUUACGUUAUAUUCUCCUAAAUCAGUCAGCCUCAUUUACACCAAGAAGUCAGUCUGUAGUUUACCUGUGUUUAACUCCGCUCCCCCAACACCUGGACAACAGAAGCUCCGCCCUCCAGGUGAGCUUCCGUGGGUUUCAUCUUAGACUUUCCAUCAUUGAUCUCUGUAAGAGAAACAGGAUAUCUGAGAUCUUCUGUCCAUUAGAAGAUCUUCUGUCCAUUAAAAGAUCUUCUGUCCGGUAGAAGAUUUUUCACUGAGUAGUUCCACCUCCAGAGUUUAGCUUUGAACAUGAUGAACCUUAGAACAUCUCAGUGUUUCUGCUCAGAGAACAUGAGGAAAAGUCUGAAUGAAGGUUUUCAGCUGCAGGUCCCAGAAUCUUUCCCCAGAGGAUCAUGGGAGCUGUAGUUCAGUAACAGUAGAUGAGGACAACCUCCUUGGAACGGAGGAACGCUGAUGGAUGGAGGAGAACGUCUAGAGGAACCAGAACUUUGUGCUGAAGUUGACCUACUUCCUGUGGGAGUCUCUGAGGAAGACGAUAGUACGAGGAUGACGGUGGAGCUGAGCAGAGCCAUAUAUUCAUAGAGUUCAGUCAACGUGACCCAUGAGGUAGCUAGUCAAUGUGGACCUCACACAGCUAGUUAGCUUAGUGGCUGUUAUUAGCAUGCCAGCAGGCUGAGGAGUGUAGGAACGAGACAUUUGGUUCAUCUGAAAACAUUCAGUCAAUUUGAUCAUCUAAAUAUGUUUUACCAGCAGAAAUUGAUCCGUUAGCUGCAGCGCUAAAGAUACUGUAAACUAGCUACAUGCUAACACUAGCACUUUAUAAACUCAGCUGUUCAAAAUGUAACUUUUAACUCAGUAACUAAUCUGUAUAAAUGGAUUAAACAGUUGCUUUUACACUACAGCUCACUUGUGCUAGCAAACAUUUGGUAACUUAGCCUGGCUAGUACUAGCUUACAAGCUAUCAAUUACUACCUGAGCUAAUGAGUCGUUUAAAGCAGCUUUGGAUCUUCUGAAUACAGUUUGGAACAAAACUCUAGUCAGCUGAAGCUAACAUCACACAAACUGCUACUGCAGAAUUGUAUUUUAGCUAGCAUCAUUUUAGCUAAUGUUGGCUAAUGAGCAGCAGAGUUUUGGGCUGUAGGAGAGAACAGCUAACAAGCUAACAGCUAACAAGCUGGUCUCUCUUACAGCCCAAACCUCUGCUGCUCAUUAGCCAACACUAGCUAGCUAAUUCCAGUUAUUAAGUUUAUUCAGUAAACAGUUAAGUCCUUCAAAUGUCAAUGAAUCACCUGAACCCAAACAUAGUUUGCCAACAUCCGUGAUAUAAUCUGUCUGCCCUGUGUGAAGAUGUCAGGAACGUUCUUCACUUUAGUCCUGACUUCUCCAAACUAAAACUCAGAAUCUCUGAAGCCACAGCAGAGUUUUACUCAACAAGGAUUCAACCUGCAGAGAACCUGGUCUAUAAACUACAAAGAAACAGCUUUUAUACAGACACAGGAACAAGUCACAGCACUGUUAUCAGUUUAUUAUCAUUUAUUAUCAUUUAUUAUGAACCAACCAGUUCUAUUUCAUGGAAACUUACUGAGUUCACACAGUCCUACAGGAGUAGGAGGAGCAUUUCAUCACAACACUGUGAUUAUUUGUAACAGAGAAUGACAUCUGUCUAUUUGUAGAACAUCUCACCGUUUAAAUGUUUCAUAACUCCAGAUUAUAAGGGAAGAGUCUCCACAGUUACAGACAGAAUGCCAGAUAAGAAGCAUGCUCUUCAAUAGUUAUUGUCAUUAUUUUUUAUUAAUAUUAUUAUGAUUAUUAUUAUGGUAUCCUCUAGAACCCGUACAGUCGUUUAGUGGAGUCCAACAGGAAUGUGUGCAUGAAGAAUCAUCCCAUAAUAAUCCCUGAACCAGUGAACACGUCUGGACUGCACUUCCUGUUACUGACCACCAGAUGUCCUCCAGUAUGAACCAUGUUCAGAAUAAAUCCUCCAUCAGCUUCACUAAUAAGCUAACAGUAGCCGCUAACAGCAGCUAGCCGGUCACGUUGAAUCCUGUUGGUGUGUCGCUGUGAUGUCAGACCCCCUCAGAGGGAUUGUGGGUAAUGAAGUGCCUUCUUCUCUGUGAAUAUGCGGCUCAGACGACCUGAAGAUGAUGAGAACCUUUUCUGUUUGAGCACUUUUCUUUCUUUUUCACUCCGAACCUGAACAUCACUCGGCCUUAAACUUUAUUAAACUUUAAUCUUUUAAUGUCGGCACGCUGAGGGACGUUAGCCUUAAACUCCGCAGCAGAUCAAACAUUCUGUCCCGGAGUCUUUAUUCUGACUGUAGUGAAUGCAUUAAACUCACAUCUCUGACAGGAAAACAAACGUCUGAUGGUCACAUGUUCUAAAACGGAACACCGUGUCCUGAUUUAUAGAACUGUGCCUUGAAUUCAGAGAUGAUGCCUUUAAAGUACGCUUCGAAAGCUUUGUGUUCUGAUUUACUUUUUUAUUUAAUAAAGUCAUAAAUGAAAGAAUCUGCAGAUAAUAAAGUCACAUGAACUCCACAGGAAGCCUUUGGGUUCUGCUGCUGGUUCUAACCAGACGCUCAGAGAACAGUUUGAUCGUCCCUCAGUGUGUCCAGAUGUUUGGUUUUCACAUUCCAGCUGUGUUUGGUUUGAUUUAAAGGAGCGUUUUAACCUCACCGUGUGUUUGUGUGAUUGAUGUUUCCUGUUUAUUUAAAGCACAGACUCAGUAUCCCGUUGUUCACAGCUAUAAGCCGUCACUUUGUGUUCUGAUAGAGGAUGUUCCUGUUGUUUUAUGUAUCAGUUUGAUGAACUUCAUGUACGAGACACAAGACUGAAGUUACACAGAAACUAAUAAAUUUAUAUCACAAACA